Molecule: messenger RNA, 930 nt
Organism: Aureobasidium melanogenum CBS 110374
Lineage: Eukaryota; Fungi; Ascomycota; Dothideomycetes; Dothideales; Saccotheciaceae
Product: PLC-like phosphodiesterase
Exons: 2
Biological process (GO): lipid metabolic process
Molecular function (GO): phosphoric diester hydrolase activity
Source: RefSeq, a predicted model, not a curated record
ACUAGCAGCAGUGCUAAACCCACAAACACCACACCCUGCAACAAUUACCCCGAGUUCUGCGACCGCCAGUAUGGCAACAUCACCGAGGUUUGUGCCCACAACUCCGCUUUUGACAAACCUGGCAACCUUGCAUCCAACCAAGACCGCACCAUCACUGUCCAGCUCAACGAUGGUAUCCGCAUGAUUCAGGGCGAGACGCACUACGUCAAUGGCUCCAUCUGGAGUUGUCACACGUCUUGCGACCUUUUGAACGCCGGACCUUACCUCGACGAACUCAACACAGUUGGCGAUUGGGUCCGUGAUCACCCAUAUGAUGUCGUGACCAUCCUCAUUGUCAACAGCGAUUUCAUUGAGCCCGGAAACUACAGCGAGGUUCUUCAGCAGUCCAACCUGAAGGACUACCUCUACGAGCCUCCAUACAUCCCCAUGCGUCUCGACCAGUGGCCAACUCUGUCCGAACUCAUUCUGUCUCAGAAGCGCGUAAUUGUCUUCAUGGACUACAACGCAGACCAGACCAAAUACCCCUACAUUCUUGACGAGUUUACUCACAUUUGGGAAACUCCUUUCUCUCCUACUGAUCGUGCCUUCCCUUGCGACACUCAGCGCCCUCCCAAUCUCAACCAGGAAACCGCCAGAAACCAGUUGAUGUACCUCGCCAAUCACAACCUCAACACAGACGUUUCCCUGUUCGGCCAAAACAUCCUGAUCCCCAACUCUGCAGAGUUGAACGUCACCAACGCAGCUACCAUCGAAUACGGCUCUCUCGGACUAGCCAACCAAAACUGUACUGCUAUGUGGAACCGUCCUCCUACUUGGUUGUUGGUCGAUUAUUACGAUGUCGGAAAGGGCUCUGUUUUCGAGGUUGCCGCCAAGGCUAAUGGUGUCACCUACGACAGACCCUGCUGUGGUGCUACUUCCACCUCAGCAGCU